AUCAACGAGCGUUUCGGCACGUCACACACGUAGUCGUAGCUAUACGAAGCAUAGCCCCAGAGAAGCGCGCGGCUGUACCUUUUAUAAAGUAGUGCUCCAUCAACCGCGCGCUAUCCAGCAACUUGGGGGAUCACAUCAAAUUACGAACGUGGUGGCCGCUCAGACUGAUCGUACCGUCGCCAACAUCAUCCCAUCCAGCCGACUCUGGAUGCAUUCAUACCCUUGUUGGAGGCACGAUGUGCAGAGAUAGAGACCAUUAAGCGAAGGACAUUCACUUAUGGCCACACGGAUAGGCAUCAGGUAUGCGUUUGACUCUUCUUGUCUAGCUGGUGCACUCAUUCACGGCCAGCUCGAUGUGUAUUAUCCUUCCGAGACUCACGAAUCCUUCCCGGUUCUCUUCUUCGUAUACGGCGGCGGAUUCAUAUUAGGCAAUCGGAAAUUCACCGCCCGCCGAGCUCCUAUAUGCCAACCUAGGAGCCUUCUUUGCCAAACGAGGGAUCCUAACGGUAAUACCGGACUAUCGCCUGCUCCCCGAAGCACGCUUCCCCGAGCCCAUGGAAGACGUACGGGACGCGAUGGCCUGGGUAGUCGCUACGCCAAUCAAGUCACAAGCGAGCGCAACCUGAAGGUGGAUCUCGACAGCAUCUUCAUGAUGGGCCACUCCGCCGGCGCGACCAUCGCGUCCACCCUGCUGCUGCACCCCACCCUGCUCCCGGCACCGCUGCGCGCGCGCAUCCGUGGCAUCAACCUCGCCGGCGGCGAGUACAAGCAGCGGAGGGACGGCGUGAUGGCGGGGAUACUUACGCAGCUGUACGGUGCCUGGGACGCCGUGGAGGAGAACAUGCCGUCAGCACUUCUGAAGCGCCUGCCCGAGAGCAUCGUCAGCGGAUUCCCUGAUGUGAUAGUGAUGGUAAGCGAGCGCGAUCCUGAUGGGGCGAUAGAGGCGAACGAAGAGUGGAUCAGCAUGUUGAGGGAGACACUCGGAAAGGAUGUGAGACUCUUUGUCAUGAAGCGCCAUAAUCACUUUAGUCCGAUGCUGGCGUUGUGGAGCGGUGAUGGAGAGGAGUGGGCUGUCGAGUUCGACAGGUGGAUGAAGGCCAGGGUCGGAUCGAGCACCGGCCAGUAGGUUAGACAUCAUGGGAUUGUACUGUACAAUAUGAUGCAGAUCGAGUGAUAGACCAGAGUCAGUUAGCGUGA
Messenger RNA from Laetiporus sulphureus 93-53, 1197 nucleotides. RefSeq names its product alpha/beta-hydrolase. The coding region runs from base 278 to 1126 and encodes 282 amino acids. The record is from RefSeq and is a predicted model, not a curated record. NCBI's taxonomy places the organism in Eukaryota, Fungi, Basidiomycota, Agaricomycetes, Polyporales, Laetiporaceae. The transcript has 3 exons.